AUGGCUAAGGCAGAAAAGCCAAUGACACAGGGCCUUCUUGGAAUGAUCUCUUCUCCUCGAUGUGUUGCAGUUGUUGAAGUAAAUUGUGAAACCGACUUCGUUCCCAGAAAUCAGGAUUUUCAGUCUCUUGUUGCUUCCUCAGCUGAAUCACUGUUCAAACACUUAUUGGAAGCUAACCAACCCGGUACUCGCCAGUUCUCAGAAGAAGAUCUGAAAACCAUUCCGAACGUCGUUGGAUCUCAACGACAAACAAUCGGUGAGCUCUUAGCAAACGUCAUUGGAUCACCUGGGGAGAACAUGGCCAUUCCUCGAGGCAUAGGAAUGGCUCUCUCAGAUGAUAAAGCCAACGAACUCAGCCACCUCAUUGCUUAUUGUCAUAUGAGCAAUGCUGGGAUCAAGAAAGGC
Molecule: messenger RNA, 405 nt
Organism: Rodentolepis nana
Lineage: Eukaryota; Metazoa; Platyhelminthes; Cestoda; Cyclophyllidea; Hymenolepididae
Source: the annotation of a GenBank genome assembly